Pogoniulus pusillus (Red-fronted tinkerbird) is the source of this 6010-nucleotide messenger RNA. It is a transcript of the gene ARHGAP31, whose product is annotated as Rho GTPase activating protein 31. Gene Ontology annotation, cellular component: lamellipodium. The transcript has 12 exons. Lineage: Eukaryota; Metazoa; Chordata; Aves; Piciformes; Lybiidae. Gene Ontology annotation, biological process: small GTPase-mediated signal transduction. The record is from RefSeq and is a predicted model, not a curated record. Gene Ontology annotation, molecular function: GTPase activator activity. The coding region runs from base 23 to 4498 and encodes 1491 amino acids.
AACCUCUUCUGGGACUAACCUCAUGAAGAACAAGGGAGCCAAACAGAAACUCAAGAGGAAGGGAGCCGCAAGCGCGUUCGGCUGCGACCUGACGGAGUAUCUGGAGAGCUCUGGGCAGGACGUCCCCUACGUGCUGAAGAGCUGUGCGGAGUUCAUUGAGACUCAUGGCAUUGUGGAUGGGAUCUACCGGCUCUCAGGAGUGACAUCCAACAUACAAAAGCUGAGACAAGAGUUUGUGUCUGACCAAUGCCCGGAUUUGACAAGGGAAGUUUACCUCCAGGACAUCCACUGCGUGGGGUCACUCUGCAAGCUCUACUUCAGGGAACUGCCCAACCCUCUCCUCACUUAUGAGCUCUACAAGAAAUUCACGGAAGCAGUAUCACGCUUCCCUGAGGAUGAGCAGUUGGCACGAAUUCAAAAUGUCAUCCAGGAGCUCCCACCAUCACAUUAUAGAACGCUGGAAUACCUGAUCAAGCACCUGACUCACCUGGCUUCCUUCAGCAGCAUGACCAACAUGCAUACAAGAAACCUCGCCUUGGUGUGGGCUCCCAAUCUCCUCAGGUCAAAGGAGAUUGAAGCAGUUGGCUGCAAUGGGGAUGCAGCUUUCCUGGAGGUGCGAGUGCAGCAGUUGGUGAUUGAGUUCAUCCUGAAUCAUGUGGAUCAGAUCUUCACCAACAACAGAAAAGACAGCUCUGCAGAGAACAUCGAGAGCACAUUGGUUGCAAAAAGUCUGACCCUUCCCUCGGCCUCCCUGCCGAUGAAGCUGGUGAGCCUGGAAGAAGCUCAGGCAAGGAGCCUGUCUGCCUCCCACCCUGCUCGGAAGGAGAGGAGAGAGAACAGCUUGCCUGAAAUUGUCCCGGUAACUGGCUCCCUCUUCCACACGGUUGUUGACCUCCCUGACAGCAAGAGAAAAUUAUCUACCAAGUCCAAGAAAUGGAAGUCAAUAUUUAACUUGGGCCGUUCUGGCUCAGAAUCAAAGUCUAAACUGAGUCGAAAUGGGAGCGUCUUUGUGAGGGCACAGAAACUCUCUGAAAAAGCAACUAUUCGGCCUGCAAAGAGCAUGGACUCGCUGUGUUCCCUGCCAGUGGAAGGGGAGGAUGAAAAGAGGAGAUUCAAACGGACAGUGACUACUGGAGGUUUUUUCGUUCCUGUGGUGAAGAUACGGACAGGAGGCACAGGCAGCUCAUACGACCUCAGCAAGGAGAAUGAGUGGGAGAGGGAAGGAUCUGCCAUGGCGGGCAAAGGAAGCUCCGAGCUGACUGGGGAGAAAGGUCUUGCCCGGACACUGCAGGCAAAGUCACCCCCUGAGCAGCUGAAGGUUUUCCGAGUAGCAGAGGAUGCCGAAAAUGAUCAGAUUUCCCCCAAAGGUGGUCGCAUGUUCUACACUUCUGAAACAGCUGCCAAGUCAGGCUUCCCAAGCAGCCUCUUUCCCUUGGAAGCUUCCCCUCGUCACCAGAGGAAAGCCCUGAACAUCUCAGAGCCUUUUGCUGUCUCUGUUCCUCUGCGGGUAUCUGCAGUCAUCAGCACCAACAGCAUGCCCUGCCGUGUGCCAGCCAAGGAGAAGCUUUCCCUUUCCAGCCUGGAGGAGCUGUCAUCCCUGGUGGCUGAGAGCACCAGCUCCUCUGCCGUGGAAGUAGGGACUCACACUAGGACAGAGCAGGUGCCAGAGCAAAAGGAAAGACAGCCAGGGCCCACCCUGCCAGCAGCAACAUCCAGAGGCUCUCACACUGAGGAGCUGGUGUCAGACAGAAAACCUGAAUCCUUAGAGAGUCCACAGCCAGCAGCAGAAAAUCAGGAGACAUUAAAUGGGCAAAGCAGCUGCACAAGCAACGCCAGCAGCCCCCAGCAAUCCUCAGAGCAGAGCCCUACCUUGGAGAAAACAACAGCUUCAGAGGCUCAGACAGGGCUGCUCCCUGCAAACGAGGCGGAGCAAGGACAGCUCAAGACAAAGGAUGUCUCCUCAGAAGGUGGCUGUGGACAGCAGGAGACUGAGCCAGCAAAGACAAAAGAAGGGUCAUGCUUAAGAGAUGUGACUGAGGAGGACCCUGCAAAUGCCUUUCUAGAACCAUUGUGGCCAGAGAUACAGCAGGAACUGAAAAUCAUUGAACCUGAAGAAGAACUCUCACUCUUGCCAACAGCUGUCCCUAGGAUGGGCCUAAUUUCUGAGUCCUCUUCUUCAGUGCAAACAGGUAGUUCAUCCUCUGGACCAGAGCAGAGUCCAACACUGUUGGAGCAGAAAUCUGCAAGCAAAACACCACAGAUAACAACUCAGGUGCCUUCAUUUGGUGCCACCAGCAUGGAAAGACAGAACAGCCUCCAUAACUCUCAGUCUGAUGUGGUUGCACAGCAGAGCUGUGCUUCAGCCCUGCCUAGAGCAGGCCCUCUUCUUAGUGGCACAGCUGCAGCAAAGAGCCACCAUCCUGUGGUGAACAGCUGGAGUGAAUGUCUCGCUCCUCCCCUGGACUGGAAGCUUACUGGUCAAUCAGAAUUUAAUGAUGUUGUCCCAAGUGAAGAAUUUUCCUGUUCCAAAGAAGCAUGUCCAGAUUCAGGGAGAGGAAGAGAUAGGAUCUGCCAGUUGCAGGAAAAAGAUGGCCUUUCCAAAGUCCAGACUCAGGGGGAAAAGCCUGAAAUAAUGACCGAUGAUGAAAGGGACACAUUCUCCUCCAAAGCACUGAGUGGAGCUGGAAUCCAGGAGCUGAAGGAGGGCAAUGCUGUUGUCAGAACCCAUGAUGUUGGUGACCAGGAUGAUGAGGAUACAUGGACAGAUAAUGUGCAGAGCUUAGAACUUGUGGAGCCCUGGGAGGAUCACCAGUGGGUUACGAGCCCGCUCCAUUCCCCCACGCUUAAGGACAUUCAGGAGAAGGUAAUGCAGGGCUUUCAGCCACAGAGCCAGAGGGCAGAGACAGGCUUUCCUCUUAGACCACGCUUCAGUCGCAGCCUCUCCCUGGACAGUAAAGACACAGUGAUGAGCCUAUGGACUAUCCCAUUCUCUUUCAUAGAUGCCACUGACCAGCUGCAACCAUGCAGUGACAUUGUGCCGGUGACUCGUGAGCUGCCCAAAACACAACCCAUUUCCCCCUCUGCUCUGUGCAAAGCUAAGCAAGAUGAGAAUGACACAAAUCCUCCAGAAGAACCUUUGAAACCUGAGGAGCUGAGGUGUCCCCUCAGUAGAGAGGAAGCACCAGCUGAGAAAGAAAGGCCCUCCAGAAUCUCUCUUCCAGAGCCAGAGGAAAAGAAAGUGGGUGUGAGUGGAGAAAAUGCUUGGAGCUCAAAGCCUGAGCUGUCUGUACAACACAAAAACAGCCCAGGAAGUUUUUCACAGGCGAAGAAUACCAAGGAGGAGUUAUCCAUAUCUCAGGACACUGUCCAGGAAGGAGAGACUGUGGCCAAAGCAUCGUGCUCUGCCACUGAGCCACAGCUGAGCCAUAAAAGUGAAGAAACGCCUCGCAAGCUGAAGACUAGGCCAUCAUCCCUCAACUUGGAUUCACUCCUUCCAGCCCCAGAUUUCUUCACAUUUGAUAGCCUGUCUAAGCCCACUGCUCCUGGGAACCUCCUGUAUGGACAGAAAGAAGUAAAGUGCAGUGAUUCUGUUCCAUCUCUGCCAACUGCCUGCCCUGCUGCCCAUAGAGGCGUUCCCUGGGCAUCCCAUUUCAAUGACCACAUGGAUCUAGACUUGGACUAUCUGGCAGUGGCCCAUGCUGCCACCGGCCGUCGUAACUCUGCUCCUGUCAGUGUGUCAGCAGUUAGGACCUCCUUUAUGAUCAAGAUGUGCCAGGCUAGAGCAGUGCCUGUGAUACCACCCAAGAUUCAGUACACCCAGAUCCCUCAGCCUCUGCAGGCUCAGAAUGCCACUCCACCAGCUGAGAAGAAGGAAGCAGAAGCCAAGCAAGCUAUCAGGCAGACUCAGCGGGUGGCAUGGAGUCACCUGGAGGCCCCCAAGAGCCCUCUGACAGAGAAGAAAACUAAGGCAGAGAAAGAAAACAGUGACCCAGCUCAAAAGGACUCAUCCUGUUCUUGGCACAGCAGCCUUGGCUCUCCACUGGAGCCUUCUCAGACGGGUCAUCACCCUGCUUUGGAUGCCCCAGUUCUGCGCCGAAAACGCACCUCUGAGGGGGAGACAGCUGGAGAUAACCCACAGUCCUCAAAGAUGGAGAGGCCAUCAGGGUUCUCCAAGCCUUCCUACAGAUCUAGGCCCGGGAGGCCCCAGAGUCUGAUUCUCUUCAGUCCCCCUUUCCCCAUUAUAGACCAUCCCUCCUCUUCAGCAGACUCUAGGGUGAUGUUGUCACCCAUAAGAAGCCCCACCCAGACCACCUCCUCGAGUCCCAUUUGUGGCGACCUGUCCGAGACUUCACGGACGACGCCUGAGGGGGUGACACUGCGGAACAAAAUGACCAUCCCCAAGAAUGGUCAGAGACUGGAGACUUCUACCAGCUGCUUUUACCAGCCUCAGAGGCGCUCUGUGAUUCUGGAUGGACGGAGUGGGAGGCAGAUCGAAUAGCAACUGCUUCUUUUGCUCCUUUUCUGUGGUUGACGGCACAGGAGUGUCCAAGACCAAUUCUGUUGCCAUUUUGCUAUAGUUUCGUGCAAGAUGGACCCCAAUCUUUUCAGUUCCCUGCAAAGCAUUUUGUUAUGGAUGGUCAUAGUCUUUUUGUCUUGCUUUUCCUUCUCUUUCUCACCCCUUCUUACUCCCUCAGUGCCUACUUUUUUUUCUCUUUUUAAAGCCAGUCCCAGGGAACCUACAUUUUUUCCCCAUGUUUAUUGUGAAUGAGCCCUGUGAAAGUCUCAUCUUCUCUAUGGAUAAAAAAAGGAAAAAUAAAUCUGGCUAUAAAUAGAUAAGAGGUGUGUAAGGAAACACUGUGCCAAAGCACUGCAGCCCAGAGUGCAGGGGCACAAUGCCAGCUGACAGAGUUAAGUCUAGAUGUUUGGAGUCUCUCUCCAUUUCUUCCCAGUCUCCAGUGAAGAACCAAGCCUACCCAUCUCCAUUGUCUGAUUUAGGCAGUGUAAACAAGCAGUGCAGGAGGAUGGAGAUAGCUGAAGAGGAAGAUAAUUCUGGCAUGAGCAAGACACACAAGGUGUGACACACUCAAGGGUGUUCCAGUAACAAACAUAAAGCCCAAAGGCGCUGCCUCCAGCUCUUGUCCUUGCAUCAAAGAUGAGCUCUUUCCAGCAUGCACAAGGCCUGGAACAGAAGUCACUGGGCAGGAAACGCCUAGAUGUUCUUCUGAUCUUCCAAGUCCUGCUCAUGAGUUUGUUGCACUCAGCAGACAAGAUCUGUGUGCAGCUGGCUGUCCAGUGGUAGAGACUUCUUAGGCCACUACCAAUGAAAGCAAAGAUGCAGUUGUAACAAGGGCUGCUAUCAACUGUUUUCACCAGCUGACACCCCUGCAACUAUCUCCAACUGUGCUCCAUGCUACCAACAGCAGAGAAAAGCAUGAGGAACUUCUGAUCUGCAUGUCCUUAGGCUAUUUUCUCAAACUCUGACUGUGUGGCAUAGCCCCAGGUGCUUCUUCUUUUAAAUGUCCUCUCCUUGUGAUUUUACACUAUUUGUUUGAGGGCAGGACUGGUUGUCACCUCCUUGGUCUGCAGUGCUUUCUGAUCGAUUAAGAGUGUGGCAAAGAAGGUGAUGGUGGGACUGCAGGACAGAUCAUUACAGGAUCACAGGAUUUUACAGGUUGGAAGGGUCACAAGGAGAUCAUCAAAUCCAACCCCCUGCCAGAGCAGGACCACACAAUCUAGCACAGAUCACAGAGGUAUGCAUCCAGACAGACCUCGAAAGUCUCCAGGGAAGGAGGCUCCACAACCUCUCUGGGCAGCCUGUUCCAGUGCUCUGGGACCCUUACAGGAAAGAAGUUCCUCCUUACGUUGAGGCGGAACCUCUUUUGCUGCAACCUGCACCUGUUGCUCCUUGUCCUAUCCCAGGGAGCAAGUGAGCAGAGCCUGUCCCCCCACUCCUGAUCAGACCUCAGAUGUUAUAAACACUGUUUAAACCUCGCCUCAGUCUUCUCUUCUC